ACAGAGAAGAAGGAGACAGAGACAGAGAAGGAGACAGAGACAGAGAAGAAGGAGACAGAGAAGAAGGAGACAGAGACAGAGAAGAAGGAGACAGAGACAGAGAAGAAGGAGGCAGAGAGAGAGAAGAAGGAGACAGAGACAGAGAAGAAGGAGACAGAGACAGAGAAGAAGGAGACAGAGACAGAGAAGGAGACAGAGACAGAGAAGAAGGAGAAAGAGACAGAGAAGAAGGCGACAGAGACAGAGAAGGAGACAGAGACAGAGAAGGAGACAGAGACAGAGAAGGAGACAGAGACAGAGAAGGAGACAGAGAAGAAGGAGACAGAGACAGAGAAGGAGACAGAGCCAGAGAAGAAGGCGACAGAGACCGAGAAGAAGGAGACUGAGAGAGAGAAGGAGACAGAGACAGAGAAGAAGGAGACAGAGACAGAGAAGAAGGAGACAGAGACAGAGAAGAAGGAGACAGAGAAGAAGGAGACAGAGAAGAAGGAGACAGAGACAGAGAAGAAGGAGGCAGAGACAGAGAAGAAGGAGACAGAGCCAGAGAAGAAGGAGACAGAGCCAGAGAAGAAGGAGGCAGAGCCAGAGAAGAAGGAGGCAGCGCCAGAGAAGAAGGAGGCAGAGCCAGAGAAGAAGGAGCCAGAGACAGAGAAGAAGGAGCCAGAGACAGAGAAGAAGGAGCCAGAGACAGAGAAGAAGGAGCCAGAGACAGAGAAGAAGGAGCCAGAGACAGAGAAGAAGGAGCCAGAGACAGAGACAGAGAAGGAGACAGAGACAGAGAAGGAGACAGAGACAGAGAAGGAGACAGAGAAGAAGGUGACAGAGAAGAAGGUGACAGAAAGGGAGAAGAAGGAGACAGAGACAGAGAAGAAUGAGACAAAGACAGAGAAGAAGGAGACAAAGACAGAGAAGAAGGAGACCGAGAGAGAGAAGGAGACAGAGACAGAGAAGAAGGAGACAGAGACAGAGAAGAAGGAGACAGAGAGAGAGAAGAAGGAGACAGAGACAGAGAAGAAGGAGACAGAGACAGAGAAGAAGGAGACAGAGACAGAGAAGAAGGAGACAGAGACAGAGAGAAGAAGGAGACAGAGAGAGAGAGAGAGUAGGAGUGAGAGAGAGAGAGAGAAGAAGGAGCCAGAGAGAGUAGGAGUGAGAGAGAGAGAGAGAGAGAGAGAGAGAGAGAGAGAGAGAGGCAGAGAGAGGAGAGAGAGAGGCGCCAGAGAGAGAGAUUAUUUAUUAAUUUAUUAUUUAUUUUCCCUUUUGUACUUGAACCAUUUGUACAUUGUUACAAUACCGUAUAUAUACAUGGCUCUGGUCUAA
Messenger RNA from Oncorhynchus masou masou (cherry salmon), 1320 nucleotides. Its product is annotated as DNA ligase 1-like. NCBI's taxonomy places the organism in Eukaryota, Metazoa, Chordata, Actinopteri, Salmoniformes, Salmonidae. The record is from RefSeq and is a predicted model, not a curated record. The annotation marks the transcript as partial. The transcript has 2 exons.